AAGCUGGGUGGCUCGCUUCUGAUGUACCAAAAAAAAAAAAACAAAGAAGAAAAAGAACACUCUCCUUCAUUUCUUUCUCGUUCUGGAUGAAAGUUGCUUUACUCGUUCACCAAAAUAUUGCACCCAAAAGUGGUGAAUUAGGCAAUUUUCGUGACCUGCACAAAAUCUGGGGUACACAUUCUGGAUGAGCGUGAUCCUCUUAACCUUGCUUCAAUUCCUUCUUCUGUUCAACAAUCAUCAUAAAGAUCUCCUUCCUCCUGUCCACAAUCUGCUCCUCCAGAAUUUUCAUUAUGCGUUUUGUGCCCCAGAUUUUGUGCAGUCACGGAAAUAGCCUAAUUUAUGCAAGGUUCACAGCACGGAAUCAGAAGUUUGGAUGGAAGUGUCAAAGAAAGAGUCUUAAAAGGCUGACGGCCUUCUUUUCAAGCUAAGGAGACUUAUCUGAGGCCAAAUUCACUAUAUUUUACCUUUUCUGAUAGGAGUAGAAAGGUAGUUUUAGGAUCCUUGAGUAAUCUCAUGAUUUAAUUCUUAUAUGGGUUAGAGUACCCCUUGUACUCCCUUUAAUAAGAAGAUUUUACUUUGCCUUUCAAAAAACAAAUGAUUGUUUCAGGAACUAGCUUGGUUUCAAUUAAUUAAUGUCACAUAUAUUUAAGUAUUUUAGCUUGAGAGGUGACUCAGAUAGCUUGAUGUAACCGUGUGGGAUUGGGAGCGGAAUUUUCUCAACUUCAUGUGAUUUGACAUGGUUUCCAUAAGCCAAAUGUUUUUGCAGUGCCUUGUAGCUUGCAGACUUGGAUGGAGAUUCCUUACUGCUGCAAUAUUGUGGUGGUUUUAUGAUAUAUGAUGAAUAAAUUGUCCUUGGAAGGAUUCAUGUUCAUAUCUGAGGAAAAUGGAAGUGACAGAGAUGAUUUGGUUGGUGAAGAGGAGCCUUGCAGUUCUGGUAUACUGUAUGAGACAUUUUCCUCUCAUGGUUUGCUGUGAAUGGACAAAGACAGAGGAACUGGCUACCAUGCGCAGGGAUCAUAUUUGCUGCCUUGGCAACACUUAAGAAGAGUUUGGGGAUCAAUGUUUCUGUUUUGUGAUUGAGAUCAGCAAUGUGGAACUUGCUUCAUCCACCUUUACAGAUUGAAUGCCAGCUUAAAUGCUGCAAAUGCGGCCAUGACUGAGCAGUCAUUCUUUAUGAUAAUGUGAAGCCCAUGAAUCAGAUUUUCAGACCAUUCUAUCUAAAGGGCAAUUCAGGGCAUAUAUGCGAGAUCCCCUCCUAGGAUGAACUUCAAUAGCAACUAUGGGGUAGUUGGGAAUUGUUACCCAUGGCUAAAGCCUGACAUAUGGUAUACAAUGCAGCGAGUGGUAGGGUAGACUGUUCUUUAAUACUUUGUUGUAGGCUUUUGUUAAUUAUCUAGCAAUAAUUUCUCACUAAUUCCAUUCAUAUUACUCAAGUAGUAGAUUAGUCACUAAGGGAAUUUGCUCCCUAAUCCUCACCUUGUUUACCAAAGUUUGAUUCCUUAUGGAAACCAAUAGAGAGGUCAUUCUUCA
Molecule: messenger RNA, 1530 nt
Organism: Rubroshorea leprosula
Lineage: Eukaryota; Viridiplantae; Streptophyta; Magnoliopsida; Malvales; Dipterocarpaceae
Source: the annotation of a GenBank genome assembly